CGUCCCGCCCCCUCCAUUCCCGGGUCAGCGGAGCUGCGCGAGGCUGUCCGUCACAUGACGCCGGGGCACACGUGACUCAGGGUACACAUGACUUCCCGGCGCCCGACUGCUCCUGGAAAACAAGGACGCGGGGGAGCAGAGAUGGUCCGAGCCGCGCCGUCGCCGCUGUUCUUCCCGCUGCUGCUGCUGCUGCUCUGGUCGCCCCGAGGCGAGGCAGCCCCCGAUCAAGACGAGAUUCAGUGUCUGCCCGGGCUGGCCAAGCAGCCAUCUUUCCGCCAGUACUCGGGCUACCUCAAAGGCUCGGGCUCCAAGCAUCUCCACUACUGGUUCGUGGAGUCCCAGAAGGAUCCCAAGAGCAGCCCUGUGGUGCUUUGGCUCAACGGAGGGCCGGGCUGCAGCUCCCUAGAUGGCUUCCUCACCGAGCACGGCCCCUUCCUGGUCCAACCAGAUGGUGUCACCCUGGAGUACAACCCCUAUUCUUGGAACCUGAUUGCCAACGUGCUGUACCUCGAGUCCCCAGCCGGGGUGGGCUUCUCCUACUCCAAGGACAAGUUUUAUGCAACUAAUGACACUGAGGUCGCACAGAGUAAUUUUGAGGCCCUUCAAGAUUUCUUCCGCCUCUUCCCGGAGUACAAGGACAAUGAGCUUUUCCUGACGGGUGAGAGCUAUGCCGGCAUCUACAUCCCCACCCUGGCUGUGUUGGUCAUGCAGGACCCCAGCAUGAACCUUCAGGGGCUGGCCGUGGGCAACGGACUCUCCUCCUAUGAACAGAAUGACAACUCUCUCGUCUAUUUUGCCUACUACCAUGGCCUCCUGGGGAACAGGCUCUGGUCUUCCCUGCAGACCCACUGCUGCUCUCAAAACAAGUGCAACUUCUACGACAACAAAGACCCAGAAUGUGUGAACAGUCUCCAGGAAGUGUCUCACAUCGUGGCCAGCUCUGGUCUCAACAUCUACAACCUCUACGCCCCGUGUGCUGGGGGGGUGCCAGGCCAUGUAAGGUAUGAGAAGGAUGCUGUCGUGGUCCAGGAUUUUGGCAACAUCUUCACUCGCCUGCCAAUCAAGCGGAUGUUGCAUCAGGCACUGCUGCGUUCCGGGAAUAAGGUACACCUGGACCCCCCCUGCACCAACACCACAGCCACCUCCACCUACCUCAACAACCCUCUUGUGCGGAAGGCCCUCCACAUCCCCGAGCAACUGCCUGGCUGGGACAUGUGCAACUUCCUUGUGAAUAUACAGUAUCGCCGUCUCUACCAAAGCAUGAAUUCCCAGUACCUUAAGCUGCUUGCCCCACAGAAAUACCGGAUCCUGCUCUACAACGGAGAUGUGGACAUGGCCUGCAAUUUCUUGGGGGAUGAGUGGUUUGUGGAUUCCCUCAACCAGAAGAUGGAGGUACAGCGCCGGCCCUGGUUAGUGAAAUACGGGGACAGUGGGGAGCAGAUUGCGGGCUUCGUGAAGGAGUUCUCCAACAUCGCCUUUCUCACCAUCAAGGGCGCUGGACACAUGGUCCCCACCGACAAGCCCCUGGCUGCCCUCACCAUGUUCUCCCGCUUCCUGAAUAAGCAGCCAUACUGAUGACCACGGGCAGCCCCUCCAGCCUCUCCUGCUAGAAGGGAGGCCUCCCUAAUGCAAAAUGCCCUGCAGGGCAGUGAGGGAUUUAGCACUUUAUUCCUGACGGGUAGGGCCUGGUCCCCUCCCUGCUUAAACAAUGCCCUUAAUGCACUGAUGCCGCCCCAGGAACACAGUAGAGCUCAGGACAUCCCACUGGGAGGUUGGACGGACUGUAAUUGAUGGACUGUGAUUAUGGAAUUAAAUUUGGUACCACUUA
Messenger RNA from Myotis lucifugus (little brown bat), 1828 nucleotides. It is a transcript of the gene CTSA, whose product is annotated as cathepsin A. The coding region runs from base 88 to 1575 and encodes 495 amino acids. Gene Ontology annotation, molecular function: serine-type carboxypeptidase activity. Lineage: Eukaryota; Metazoa; Chordata; Mammalia; Chiroptera; Vespertilionidae. The transcript is spliced from 15 exons. Gene Ontology annotation, biological process: proteolysis. The record is from RefSeq and is a predicted model, not a curated record.